CUUUGCGAAGAGAGGUAUCUUUCGCCUAGCUCCUCCCGCUGGCCGUUACGGAGUUUGCGUAACAGUGGACUCGGGCCGCUGGAGAGAGCGAGAUAGAAGCAGCCACUCGGCAGGCGCUGCGAAGGAAGAGGCUGAUUGGUUCCUGCUGUCCGUGACGCGUGGAUUCACCCUGGCCGCCCAGGAGGCCGCCUCUUCCGCGUCGGGUGCUACGCGAGGCCCCGGCUUGUGGCCUGCACGGAAGGUUUUGAACUGAAAAGAAAAUGUCUCUCUAUGAUGACCUGGGAGUGGAAACAAGUGAUUCCAAAACAGAAGGCUGGUCCAAAAACUUCAAACUCCUGCAAUCUCAGUUGCAAGUGAAGAAAGCUGCUCUCACCCAAGCAAAGAGUCAGAGGACAAAACAAAGCACCGUUCUUGCUCCAGUGAUUGACCUGAAACGAGGCAAUGCUUCUGAUGAGCGACAGAUCGUAGACACCCCGCCCCAUGUGGCAGCUGGCCUGAAGGACCCUGUUCCCAGUGGCUUUUCUGCGGGAGAUGUAUUGAUUCCUUUGGCUGAUGAGUAUGAUCCGAUGUUCCCCAAUGAUUACGAGAAAGUAGUAAAGCGUCAGCGGGAAGAGCGGCAGAGGCAGCGUGAGCUGGAAAGGCAGAAAGAGAUUGAAGAAAGAGAAAAGAGGCGCAAAGACAGGCACGAGGCGAGUGGAUUUUCAAGGCGACCAGAUCCAGAUUCCGAUGAAGAUGAAGAUUACGAAAGGGAAAGACGGAAAAGAAGUUUGGGAGGAGCUGCCAUUGCACCGCCUACCUCUUUGGUUGAGAAGGACAAAGAACCUUCAUCUAUGUUCCCAUACGAAGAAGAGUCAAGGCCUCGUGGUUCCUCUUCCAAAGCAGCCAUUCCUCCUCCCAUGUACGAUGAACCUGAGAGACCUCGGUCCCCGACAGGGCCCAGCAAUUCCUUCCUUGCAAAUAUGGGCGGCACGGUGGCACACAAGAUCAUGCAGAAGUAUGGCUUCCGCGAGGGCCAGGGGCUCGGGAAGCACGAGCAAGGCUUGAGCACAGCCCUGUCGGUGGAGAAGACGAGCAAGAGGGGCGGCAAAAUCAUUGUUGGGGAUGCUGCCGAUAAAGAUGCAUCCAAGAAAUCGGAUUCAAAUCCCUUGACAGAGAUAUUAAAAUGCCCUACCAAGGUUGUUUUGCUUAGGAAUAUGGUCGGUGCUGGGGAGGUUGAUGAAGACCUCGAAGGUGAAACCAAGGAAGAAUGUGAAAAAUAUGGCAAAGUUGGGAAGUGUGUCAUCUUUGAGAUUCCAGGUGCUCCUGAUGAUGAGGCUGUGAGAAUAUUUUUAGAGUUUGAGAGGGUUGAAUCUGCAAUUAAAGCGGUGGUUGACUUGAAUGGAAGGUACUUUGGUGGACGAGUGGUAAAGGCCUGUUUCUACAACCUGGAUAAAUUCAGAGUCUUGGAUCUGGCGGAGCAAGCUUGAUUUUCUUCUGAACCAAAAGACACAACACAGAUGCGUCCCUGUCUGGCAUCUUGCAUUUUUCAGCUGCAUGCUUGGAGUGGAGCAAGAGAUGGACUUCAUUUCUACCAACCUGGAAAUAAAGAUCCUGAGUGGAUUUUUCAUAUUGUGAUGGACACAUUUUUUUUAAUUUGUAUUGUAGUAUAAAAUUCCAAAGACGUCA
Molecule: messenger RNA, 1665 nt
Organism: Hemicordylus capensis (graceful crag lizard)
Lineage: Eukaryota; Metazoa; Chordata; Lepidosauria; Squamata; Cordylidae
Gene: RBM17
Product: RNA binding motif protein 17
Exons: 12
Coding region: 261-1466 (401 amino acids)
Biological process (GO): mRNA cis splicing, via spliceosome; alternative mRNA splicing, via spliceosome
Cellular component (GO): precatalytic spliceosome
Molecular function (GO): RNA binding
Source: RefSeq, a predicted model, not a curated record